UGAAGCACAUGCGGUGGACCUGCACAAGCCUGGGGUGGCCCAGGCGCUGCCUUUCGCCUCUCCAGCAACACGUUUCUGGAGCCUGACAGUAGCAAGCCGGCAAGAAAGGACAAUCCACCGAACCUGAGCUCCUGCUCCUCCCUUUUACAAGUGCGUCUGUGGGUCUGCCUCUUCUUUUUUUGGUCCCCAGGAGGGCGGCCCUGCCAAGGACAAGACACGAUGUUCAGCCCAAGGUCAAGGUGGGGCAACCAGCUGCUGUUCCUCGGCAUCAUGAUCCUCGUGGUCUCGGCCUUCUGCCUGCUGUUCUACGCUCUCAUCUUGGAGGCUGGCAACCUCAUCGACUUGCCCAACCUGCGGAUCGGCUUCUUCAACUUCUGCCUGUGGAACGAGACGGCCGGCUCCCUGCGGUGCUACGCGUCCCCCGAGCUGGCGGCCCUGGGCGUGCCCUGGGCCGGGCUGGCCCUGGCCAGGGUCUGCGUGUACGCUGCCCCGGUCUUCACCCUCUUCGUCUCCCAGACCCUGCUGCUGGCCCGCUGCAACAGUAACCAGGGCGAGUGGCAGCUGGCCGUGUGCUUCCUGGUGGCGGCCUCCACCCUGCUAGCCGGCGGCCUGGGCCUCUUCCUCACCUCCGCCUGGAAGUGGGUCAGCCUGACCCUCCUGGGGCCCGGCUGUCUAGCUCUGGGCCUUGCCCAGGCCUUACUCAUCCUCUUGCUUAUGGCCACAGUUGGGUUCCCUCAGAAGGGAGAGGGCACUGGGCUGAGCAAGCUUGAGAGCUGCUAGUCCUGCCCAAAGGCUCACGUGCUUGAUUGCAAGGGCUCAGUCUGAACGAUGCUCAGAGAAGGUGCCAGAGGACUCGUGGGUUGGUCCGUUUUCUCAGCCACGCUGUCUCAUAGCUAAUGCUCACCUCAAGCUCUAGCAGGCCCCAGCGAGGAGGGGCACCGGAGUCAAGAGGCCGGGGCAGCUGGGGCAGCCAGACCUGAGGCCUGGUAGUGCCGGGCUGUCUGUCCUUCAGGACUACUAACACCAUGCAGCAUGCUGUCACGAGAAUUCUUGCCUUGAUUAUUAACCGGUUCAAGUAAGCGAUUCUUACUUGAUUCUCAGGAUGGUGGGACGAGAAGGGUUCCUGUCACGGGGCCAGAUUUCCAGGCUGAUCUGCCACAGGCCAAAAAGAGACCCAGGGGAGGUUUGUGGCAACAAACACGGCACAGGGAGACUGAGAAAGCACCGCAGGGUCCUUGGGGGCCUGCUUAGCAAGCUCCCCCCUCCCCCGCCCCGUGACACCACUCCCAAAGGCUCAGGAGGGAUCUGAGGGAGUCUCUGCAAACAGCACA
Artibeus jamaicensis (Jamaican fruit-eating bat) is the source of this 1331-nucleotide messenger RNA. It is a transcript of the gene TMEM140, whose product is annotated as transmembrane protein 140. The transcript has 2 exons. The record is from RefSeq and is a predicted model, not a curated record. Bases 220 to 780 code for a protein of 186 amino acids. Lineage: Eukaryota; Metazoa; Chordata; Mammalia; Chiroptera; Phyllostomidae.